UGAAAAUUGAAUCAGAGUAGUAGAGUUCUUUCUGGCGGGAAAGGUUUGGGUGCACGUUGAGACACUGGCACGCUUUUGUAUUUCAGAAAAUACAUUAUUGGAACGGUUCAAUUAUGACAGAAGAAUCUCUUAUACUUUGACUCGUUAGAAAGCAUUAUAUUUCCACGAUGACUCCAGAUUGUUUGUAUUAAGAUCGAUAAGCGUUCAUCAGAAAAAUGAUGUUUAUAAAAUUAGAUAUUGCACGGCUAUUUGAAUGAAUAUAGAAUCUAUACGUACAUCUUAAGAUCAUAAACAUUUCUGAAACCAUGGAAAGUGAUACGGAUAACAGACGGAAAAGGAAAUCUGCAGAAUCAAAAGAGUAUCGAUCAAAACUUUCGAAAACGAAAGAAAAUGCUUCUCAAUUUACACAAGAGCCUAAAACAGGUAAAAUAAAAAAAAUUCUAAUACGAAAUUUCAUGUGUCACGAUGCCUUGGAAGUAACAUUAAAUCCAAAUGUAAAUUUUAUUAUUGGUCGUAAUGGAAGUGGAAAAAGUGCAAUAUUAACAGCUUUAACAGUUGGGCUUGGUGGUAGGGCAAAUAUUACUAGUCGUGGAGCAUCUGUAAAAAAUUUUAUAAAGAAGGGGAAGAAUUCAGCUACUAUUGAAGUAAGUUUAUUUAAUAAUGGAUCUAUGGCAUAUAAACCUGAUAUUUAUGGUGAUUCAAUAACAGUUUUCCGAAGUAUUGGAACUACAUCAUCUUAUAAGAUAAAAAAUUGGAGAGGAGAAGUGGUUUCGACAAAACAAAAUGAGUUGGCCAAUAUAUUAGAGGCAAUGAAUAUUCAAAUAGAUAACCCUAUUUCUAUAUUAAAUCAAGAUAUAUCUAGAACAUUUCUAGUAUCAUCCAAACCAGAAGAAAAGUAUGAACUAUUUAUGAAAGCAACAUUACUAAAUGUAAUUGGUAACAAUUAUAGAGAUGCUGAAUUGACAUGUGAACAAGAAUAUGAAAAGUUGAAACAGUAUAAUAAAAUUUUAGCAGAUGCUAGAAAAGAGGUAGAAGAAGUUAGAAAAAGAAUAGAAAGAGCAGAAGAAAUUGAUAAAUUCCGCGAUGAAGUAGUCGAUCUUGAGAAUGAGUUAGUUUGGGCAGUUGCUAUAGCAGAAGAAAAAAAGUUAGGAAAAUUUGAGCAUGUUCUAAAAAAAUGUGAAGAUAAUUUUAAACAGCUUCAGGAUACAGGAUCAUCUGCAAAAUCAAAAGAUGAAGAAAUAAAUAAGAGAAUUCAGGAAUUGGAAGAAGAAAUUGAGUUUGCAGAAAAGGAAGUUGAUAAUAAUUCUGAAAUAUAUAAUAAAACGAGACAAGAAUAUAGCAUAAAAAAAAAUGAGCAUUCUACUAAAAUACGCGAGUGGCGUUCUGUCCAAAGUAAAGUUAAAAGAUUGGAAGAUGAUAUAAGUACACUUCACAAAGAAAUACAUAGAUUAGAAAGUGCUGAUAAUGCAGAACAAAGUGAAAGAAACCAAAUAAAACAACAAUUAGGUGAUUUGGAACAAAAAUUAGAUGAGACCGAAGCAUUAUUACGAACUAAGCAAACUUAUCAAAUGCAUUUAGAAACUGAUAAGAUGCGUCUUCUUAAAGAAAUUCAAACUUCAAGAGUUGAAAUCAAUAGUUGUGAAAAACGUAUAGAAAAAAUUAAGUUGGAUAUAAAUGCAAGGAAAAAAUAUUCUGAUAAUACAUUAACUGUUUUUGGGCGAAAUAUACCACGUCUUUUAAGAAGAAUCGAAGAAGAAUAUAGUAAUGGACAUUUUAAGGAAAAACCACGAGGUCCACUUGGAGCAUACAUAAAAAUGAAAGAUCCAGCAUGGGCUCCUGCUGUUGAACAUUUUUUAGGAGCAAGUACUUUUAGUACGUUUUGUGUAGAUAACAGUCGUGAUGCCAAAGUAUUAAAUACAAUUAUGAAAGAAAUUUAUUUGAAUGAAAGAACUCCACAAAUUAUAUGUAGUAAAUUUUAUAAUAUUGUUCAUGAUGUCCAUGCACAUUGUACCAAAUCUUCACAUUACCCCAAUCUUUUGGAUGCAAUGGAUAUAUCAGAUCCGGUGGUUGCUAAUUGUUUAAUCGACCAGCGUGAAGUUGAAUGUAUUCUGUUAAUUCCAUCUAGCAAAGAAGCAGCUGAAAUUAUGUCUAAGGCUUCCAAAGUUCCACAAAAUUGUAAAAGAGCGUUUACCCAACGGGGUGAUACAUUUUACCCAGAUCCACAAUACAGAAGUUAUGGUGGACCACGCAGUUUGAAAGCUAGAUUUCUUCAGGUUUCUAUUACAGAUACUAUUAAUGCAUUGGAAGAAGAGGUUCGUAUUAUAGAUAAUGAAAAAGAUAGUGCCAUAGCAUUGUAUAAAACUACUUUUGAAAAAGAAAAACGUAUAAGCACUGAGUUAGGCGGCGUUAAAACAGAAGUCACGAAGCUUCGUACCAUUCAGAAUCAAUAUAAAGCAUCAAUUAAUGAUCUAAAGGAUAAAAUUGAAGCUAAUGAAGCUAUAUCUGUGACUGUCUUCAAAAACGAAUUGAGUGAGUUAGAAAAGAAAUUACAUCAAGAAAAAUUUGAAGAAUCAAAUUUUAAUGCUAGCAUUCUCCAACUUCAAAAAGUAGUUGAAUCUUUAGAGGAAGAAGUUAAGCAUCACAGAGAAUUAAGGCAAAAUCUAAAUUUAAAAAUUAAUCCUUUAAAGGAAAAUAUAAAAGAAUUACAAGACGAAAAGGAGGCAUUGCAUGCACAAACUCGUCAUGCUACAAAGAAGCUGCAGGUAGCACAUCAAGCCUUACAGCAGGCAACAGUAGAAUUUGAACAACAGCGAAGGUGUACAGAAAAAGCAGUGACGAAUGCUACAAAUCGAUGCGAUAGAAUAGACACGAUAAGAUCGAUUAACGAGCUUGAAAGAUUAUCCAAGGAUGUAAAACAUAAAAUUCUUGAAAUAGAACGAAUGUUUGGUACUAUCGAAAAAUUACGUAAAGAAUUAAAAGAAAAGGAAGCAAAAUGUGGGAAAGAUAUACAUUUGAUCUCUAAAAUUGAAAAAAAUUACCAAGAUCAUAUAAAACGAUUGGAAUUUCGAAAGAAGUUGUUUACUGACAUGAAACAUACGUACGGCAAAAAAAUUCAAAAUUCAUUUUCAAAUAUCCUUGCUUUACGAAAUAAAAACGGUACUGUAAAUAUUAACCACGCACGAAAAAUGCUUGAACUUGAAGUACACUCGUCAAACGAUAGUAACAAGUCAAUUAACGAUGCAAGAUCAUUGUCAGGUGGUGAAAGAUCAUAUUCCACUGUUGCUUUCAUUCUAGCACUUUGGGAAUGUACCGGUUUACCUUUUUAUUUCCUUGAUGAAUUUGAUGUCUUUAUGGAUAAGGUAAAUCGUCGAAUUAUAAUGGAUAUUCUUUUGGAUCAUACUAAAAUGCAUCCACAGAGCCAAUUCACAUUUCUGACACCUUUAGACACAUCUAAUAUCCUUGCAGAAGAUUAUGUAACUAUACAUAAGCUAGCUGCACCAGAAAGAGGGUCAUAAGAGUAAAAAGUACAAUACAAGAUAAAUAUUUUUUCUUAAUAUAUUUUUUUACCAUUUUUGAGUUCUAUAUGAGAUUCAUUAAUAUAGUUUAUAGUGGUUAAAAGACAAACUACUUAAUAAUUAGAUUAAGGGAAAGUAAAAAUGUGAUUUAUAUGUAUUAAAGUUAAGAGAGUAUUAUGCUAUGAAAACUUUCAGUCAAUUAACAGAAAAAUAAAGUACAUUAUUUUUGUCAUAAUUUAAGGAUGUUUUAUCAAAUAAGUGCACGCAGGUGUGUAGAUUGUGCAAGAUAUAUUUUUAUACGUAAAAAUAAUAUAUCUGUAAUCAUAUUUUUGUUAAAUAAAAUUCAUUUAUGAAGCAGA
Bombus pascuorum is the source of this 3874-nucleotide messenger RNA. RefSeq names its product structural maintenance of chromosomes protein 6 (gene SMC6). Gene Ontology annotation, cellular component: Smc5-Smc6 complex; site of double-strand break; nucleus. The record is from RefSeq and is a predicted model, not a curated record. Bases 306 to 3515 code for a protein of 1069 amino acids. The transcript is spliced from 19 exons. Gene Ontology annotation, molecular function: damaged DNA binding; single-stranded DNA binding. NCBI's taxonomy places the organism in Eukaryota, Metazoa, Arthropoda, Insecta, Hymenoptera, Apidae. Gene Ontology annotation, biological process: double-strand break repair via homologous recombination.